GUUGUGCAAGUGUUAGCUAAUUUGAUCACACCUGACUUUGUUGACCCAACACUUGAUGGCAAUCAUAUAUUCAUAAUGUAUGCUGACACUACCUGGAGGACAGAAAUAUAUGCCGAGGCUCCAGAAAAUACCACCCUAGAGGCUUUCACGGCGUUUGGGAUUCAACGUGAAGCAUUGAAUGUGUCUUCAUUAAAACAAGAUACAAAACGGCCACAAGUAAAGUAUGCAGUAAUGUCAUGGAAACCAUCUCUUGGUGAAAUUGGGAGACAUAUAGCAUGCGUCAGUGCAAGUGAUAGUACUGGAGUGGAUUCGGCAGAGGAAAGGUGCUUCAUUUUGGACGUUCAAGUUGAUGCAUUCAACCAUACCACAAAAGUUACAGCGGGGAAGCCCUACUUUGUCGACAUACCAUCACCGGAUCAGUUUGUGAACUGCAAAAUAGAUGCGACAUGUGUUGUUGCAAUAUAUGUCAAAUCAACGGUGUAAGUUAUA
Messenger RNA from Mercenaria mercenaria, 489 nucleotides. RefSeq lists its product as uncharacterized. The record is from RefSeq and is a predicted model, not a curated record. The coding region runs from base 76 to 483 and encodes 135 amino acids. NCBI's taxonomy places the organism in Eukaryota, Metazoa, Mollusca, Bivalvia, Venerida, Veneridae. The transcript is spliced from 5 exons.